This is a messenger RNA of Xenopus laevis (African clawed frog), 3343 nucleotides long. It is a transcript of the gene tmc8.L, whose product is annotated as transmembrane channel-like protein 8. NCBI's taxonomy places the organism in Eukaryota, Metazoa, Chordata, Amphibia, Anura, Pipidae. The transcript has 18 exons. The coding region runs from base 43 to 2259 and encodes 738 amino acids. The record is from RefSeq and is a predicted model, not a curated record.
UAGAAAUGAGAGAAGCACCCAGAGAAGCAACUGGGUGAAUUAAUGAGAAAACCUACAGGACAAGAUAUGGAAGUCGGAGACAGAGGCUUGGGGGAAUCUGGAGUUCUAGAAGAAUCGUUACAUACUGACACCACAACUCAAGAACAGGCUCCCAUGAUAAAUAAGUCUUCACAGAACAGUUGGUCUGGUAUCAGAUCUAAGGAACUCAGGGAACAUUCUGUGUCCAUGCAAGAGAAACGCUGUUUAAGGGAGAAGAGGAGCCCCAGAAAUUCCAGUACAACCCCCUGGAGACCAUGGGCACAACAGCGCUCUCAUGUUAAGGCAGCCUGGGAAAAAGCACAAGAAGUUCUGUCAUUCUUCUUACUGUGGGAUAGGACACUAGUUCAGAUCAGCGGAAAGUUUGGUACUGGCAUCAACUCCUAUUUUCUGUUCCUGCGAUUCUUGAUCCUGUUGAAUGUUUUAUCCUUCUUUCUCACCAGUGGCCUAAUCAUUAUUCCCACCAUCCUAUCUGCAGACAGCCAACAAUCCCAAGAUAACAAAGACAUUUCCAGUGGAGACUGGGGAGAAGAGAGAAACAGCGGUGAAGCAAGAAAGGUGAUCAGUCCUGUCCCCUAUUUGUCUCACUUCUCAAUGAAGCUCUGUGAUGGCGCCUCUGAAGUCUGCCUGAAUAUCUGUUCGCAGGGAGUGCUGUUGCGUGACCAUCCUGUACCCCCUCAUGAUAGGUUAUCUAUGAGAGUCUCUCCUUACAACAGAUCUGUAGAAAGCAUUUUCUUGGAUAUAUUUACUGGGGAAGGUUUCCUGGAAAACUCCCUCUUUUUCUAUGGCUACUAUAAUAAAGUGACUAUUAAUGGCUCUUCAUUCAACAUUCGACUAGCAUAUUUGCUUACACCCCUUUCUUUUUUGCUAGUCUGUGGUCUUCAUCUUCUGAGGUGCACUAUACGUGGAUUGACUUUAAGACGGGUGCGGAGACGAGAUUACAGGACUCGAAUAAGCACAAAAGUUUUUUCAGGCUGGGAUUUCUGUGUGCAAGAAGAUGAAAACUGUGCAAAUAAACAGCAGAUGCUCAGCAAUGAGUUCAAGUCUCACCUUGAGGAAGAACGAUGGCAUGUGAAUACAGUGGGACAACCUCUUAGAAGAAGACUCUGCAUCCUUACUAUACGUGUGUUACUGAACUGCAUAAGCCUGACAUUCGUGAUUGGAGCUUUCUAUUGUGUCCACCUGGCAACAGGAGUAUCUCAGGAAUCUCAAGGGGAUUCAGUGAACACUGUACUUGAGUUGAUGAUUCAGUACUUAGUUCCAAUUGUCAUCUCCUUGGUUCAUCUAAUACUGCCACCAGUCUUCACGUUUCUAGUCAAAUUUGAGGGCCACUCACCCAGCAUGGAAGUCAAUCUUACUCUUAUCAGGUGUUUGUUUCUCAGACUUGGCACUUUGGCGAUUUUCCUCUUCUCUUUGGGGCAGAAGAUUUUGUGUUUAGAUAAAUCAGAAUUUUCAUGUUCCUCUUGCAGCUACAGCUCAAAUUACCAAUGCUGGGAAACAUCAGUGGGACAGGAAUUCUAUAAACUUUCCGUGUUUCACUUUCUCAAGAUGCUGAUGGAAUUCCUGCUGUUAAGUUUGCCUCUAAGAUUCAUGGCUUCACGGUACCAAUGCUGGCUUAUCUCAUGGUUGAGUCAAGAACAGUUCCAGCUUCCCCUGAAUGUUCUGGACAUGGUAUAUGGACAGACCUUGGUGUGGGGUGGCCUGUUCUAUGUGCCACUUCUUUCACUGCUCAACAUAAUCUUUAUCUUCAUCACAUUCUAUGUUAAAAAGUAUUAUCUCUACCAUCUAUGUGAUGCACCUCAAAAAUUAUUCAGAGAGUCAACUUCCAGAAUCUUCUUUUACUUUGCAUUGUUCCUGAGUCUGAUGACCAUUUAUUUCCCCUUGAUUUAUAUGGUGACAAGUGCUACACCAUCUCCAUCAUGUGGUCUGUUCACUAAUCAUAACACAUCAUGGGAGGCAGUUCAGAACAUUACAAGGUCUGCGCUUCCGGCAACAGCCCUCACUGCCUUGGAAUAUUUCAGAUCAGACCUUUGUGCCUAUGCCUUGCUGUUUGUCCUAAGCCUCCUGCUCACCUUUUAUAUUUCCCAAGUGCGCCAGUAUGAACACAUCAUAGAGCUGCUGAAGGAUAAUUUAUCCAAUCAAAUCAAGGAUAAACUCUUUUUGGUAACAAGAUUAAGGCAAGAAAAUCAACCUCAAGGACAAGAGUCUUCAGAAGGCAUUUAAGAUGUUCCUGUAAUACAAUGGAAUCAUAUUACCCUGUGUUUGGCACAUCGGAAAUGGACACUGAAAGAUCAUAACAUGUUAUUGUAAUAGGACACAAUUAUUCUUCUGAUGCAAUACAUCAUAUUAGUUCUACAUUUUAUUCAGUACAGGUCAUUAGUGUCCUUACAGAACCUGAGAAGUUUGUGUACAUUUCAGAACAGAGAGCAGGGACCUGUUUUCAUUCAUGGGUUUUCCUAUGGCUCUUUCCCAUUACAGGCCAUUAAUGAAGCUGAGAAGUUUGUGGACCUUCCAGAAUGAAACAGAAGGAUCUGUGUUCACUCCAUGAAUAAAAGCUCUUUUUGGCAGCAUUUUAUUCAUUCAUGGGAGGAGGGGACACAUAUAAACUCUCCUGUCCCCUAAAUUUCAUGCUAUUCAGACCCAGGGAGUUAGGGAGCACAAAUAGCCAGAGAAGAGAAACCUUUGAUAAAAUAUUAGCAAGGAAAAUGAAAUAAAUAGCAGGGUGGAGAUAUCACAGGGAGAAGGCAAGGGCCCAGGGCAGUUGCAGUCUCAAUUAGAGUCUGUGCAUUUUGAGAAACACCAGAUAUAUAUUUUUUUAGCUUUCAAUAAUUUUGUAUUACUCUCUUGAUACCACUAAUACUUAGGGAUCACUAGAAGAGUGUUAUCGCUUCCACUUCUAUUGUAGAUAUUUUAUACCCUCCGUGGUUGGCUAGAUCCGUAGAAUCAAUAUUAGAAUACCAGGCAAUUUUGCUCAUGCUAAUUUCACUCCUUGAAGACUAGGCACACCACAUGGCAAAAACCUUCUUUACCAACACAUUAGCAAUCGAAGCCAGAAAAUGUUUUUAUGUGUUUAUCCAAAUGUCAAAGUGAUCCGGUUUGGCGCUUAAGAAUGGGAAAACCUGAAAAGUUUUGAACCACAUUUGCUGGAAUUCCCAGUUGAAAUUUGGGAAACUCUUGCUUUAUGUGCGAUUCAAUCUUCCUUAAAGCAUUUAGUAAAAGCAGCAUGCCAAAAUACUUUAUUAAAUUUUAAAUUAUUUUUUGCCUAACCGUAAUUGUAAACAAUUUUGCAAUAUACAUUCAUUACAAA